Molecule: messenger RNA, 2671 nt
Organism: Phyllostomus discolor (pale spear-nosed bat)
Lineage: Eukaryota; Metazoa; Chordata; Mammalia; Chiroptera; Phyllostomidae
Gene: TMEM38B
Product: transmembrane protein 38B
Exons: 6
Coding region: 144-1019 (291 amino acids)
Biological process (GO): potassium ion transmembrane transport
Cellular component (GO): membrane
Molecular function (GO): potassium channel activity; identical protein binding
Source: RefSeq, a predicted model, not a curated record
UGGCGCGAGUGCCGGGGCGCACGCGCAGGGCUCCCGGAGGCCGCGCAGACGAGCGCCCCUGCGAGUGCCCAUCCCCCAACUUUCACCACGUGAGCCGGGAACCCGUCGCCCCGGCCGCUGGGUCGCCGUGGUAGGUCGUUGUCAUGGCCUCUCCGUGGGAAGAACUGACCCUUGCCUUUUCUAGCAUGUCUAUGUUCCCCUUUUUCGACAUCGCUCACUACCUGGUAUCCGUGAUGGCGCUGAAGCGUCAACCGGGAGCAGUGGCGGUGGCAUGGAAGAAUCCUAUUUCAAGUUGGUUUACUGCUAUGCUCCACUGUUUUGGUGGAGGAAUUUUAUCCUGUGUACUGCUUGCAGAGCCUCCAUUGAAGUUUCUUGCAAACAACACUAAUGUGUUACUAGCAUCUUCAAUCUGGUAUAUUAUUUUUUUUUGCCCAUAUGACCUAGUUUCCCAGGGCUAUUCUUUGCUACCUGUUCAACUCUUGGCUGCAGGAAUGAAGGAGGUGACCAGAACUUGGAAAAUAGUAGGUGGAGUCACACAUGCUAAUAGCUAUUACAAAAAUGGCUGGAUAGUCAUGAUAGCUAUUGGAUGGGCCCGAGGGGCAGGUGGUAGCGUAAUCACGAAUUUUGAGCAGCUGGUAAGAGGAAGUUGGAGACCACAAGCUGAUGAAUGGCUGAAGAUGUCCUACCCUGCCAAAGUAACCCUGCUGGGGUCAAUUAUCUUCACAUUUCAGCACACUGAACAUCUGGCAAUAGCAAAGCAUAAUCUUGUGUUCCUCUAUACCAUGUUUCUCGUGGGCAUAAAGAUAGUCACGAUGAUUACAGAGACUGCUACUGUGCCUUUUGCUCCUUUAGAGGACGCAUUGAGAUGGAUAUUAUUUGGCUGGCAGCAGCAAUUCUCAUCACAUGAAAAGAAAAGUGAAAUAAAAUCAUCUUCCAGAGGUUCUGGUUCAUCGACCUCAAAAUCUAUAGCUGGUACUUCAGAUAAAGUUAAAAAGAAACAUACUAAGAAGACUGAUUAAUUUACUUCAUGAAUUUUAGAAGGCAAAAAAUUUUUUCUCUACCUGUCAGAUUGUGAUAAAUAUUUCUAUUGUAAAUGAUGUGAAAUAAAGAUUAUAUGUAAGGAAUGGAGGUGACAAAAAAAAAGGAACAACUUUCUAUUUCAGGGAGACUCUCCCUUUCCAGAUUGUAAUUCUUGAGUGUUGUGAGUGUAUCAUGUGAAACUGUUUUUCUAAGUUAUACAAAAAUAUUUUAUUGUGGUUAUUUUAUAGUUUUAUAUUGAUAAAAGCAGGCUAGAUGUUUUUAUGUCAGAGAAAAUAAACCUACUAUCAUUGUAAAAUUACAAAAAUUAAAGCCCUAUUGUCUUAUUUAGAUAUUUUUUAAUCUAUUUGAGUUUCAGUUCAGCAACAUUAAACUUCUAAUUCACAUUAUCCUAUAAUUUCUAGAUGUAGAAAACAAUUCCUGUUUAAUUUUGAACACUGGGAAGAGUAAACUUUACCUAAAUCACUUUAUAUUACAAGUGAAAAAAAAGUUACUAGUUUGUAUUUCAGAUAUAAAAAAAUUGUAUAUUUUGUUCACAUUAAAUGGAAAUAUCUGAAGUUUUAUUAAUUUUUUUAGUAGUUUUUUUUCAGUGAGGUCAGAGUAUUAGUCUGAAUCUUGAAGACUAUUUCAUGUCCUUGUUUAUACUGUUUCUUUUUCCUCAAAAGAAAAUCAGGGGUAUAAUUUUUAAUACAUUACUAAUCCUAUGUUUUUCUUUGUAAGUUUUAUUUGAGGAGCUUAUGCUUUUUUCUCUCUUUUUAGAAAUUUAUUUUUAACUGUAGGAGAAAUUAUUCUCAGCAAUUUAUGUACUCUUCUUUCUGACCUUUGGUUUGAAUACAUUGAUGGCAGUAUCACCUUCAUGAUUCAAAGCAAAGUAUUAUUUCAAUUUAACAAUUUUCCCUGUAUGUCUCUUUUUUAAUGGGAACUUUUUAGUUUUCUAGUUAAAAUGUCUCUGACUAGUUUGCAUAUGUUUAUGUUAUGUUUUAAUCUAUAUGUACAUGUAUAUAUUAUUAAUUUUACUUUAAAUUAAAAAUAAUACCCUUAUGUGAAAAUGCUUAGCUCUGAUAGUUGUCCUUGGGCCUUUGGCAGUAACCAGCUACAAUCUCUAUGGUGUUCCAUUAGAGUGAAGAGUGAUGACAUUAAAUCUGGUUCCUUCUAGAUUUCUUGCUUUAUUUUAUAGUUUAAAAGUUCAGUUAGAACUUUAAAACUCUGUGACUGACAUUUCUUCUAUCCAGACUAUGAAUCUGCUGACCUGCAAAGAGUUAGUAUGUAUCAGACAUUUUUGGAUGGCUAAGAAGUACUCAAAUCACAAUACAAUUAGAAGGGUUCUUUUUGUUUGUUUUUGUUACUUUAAAAACAUUUUUUAACACAUAUAGACACCAGCAGGGACUAUACUUUUACUUGCUAAAGAAAAUUUUUUUUGUAGCGGGUAGAACCUUUGACAGCUUUUGGAUGCUAAGAAGUUUAUUUUUAGUAUUGCGCUAAGACAUUAAAUAUUUAAAAUUCUUUAUUAUAUUUGAUACUCUUGUAGUUAAAACUGUUCAAAAUUAACAUGUUACUAAUUGUUGACUUAAUUUUGAAAUUUGGGUUUGACUAUAGUUGAAAUCUUGUAUUAAAUACAAAUUUAUUAAAAUAA